AUGUCCUUGAAAAGCAAUCAUAAGAGGGAAGUGCGCCGCUACAGAUUGAGGUCUGAACACUGCUUUCGGCAAGAAAACCCUUCUUUGACUUAUGCACUUAGGCAAACAAAGCCUUCAGGGCAGGUUCAAUAUAAUGGUUGUUGCUUGCCUCUCCGCUUAUGUCAGCAUAGAGGAUUUCACUCCAGUCGUAGAAGGAAGCCUUUCUAUGAAACAAUAAAGACUAACUCGAAGGAGCCAGUUUUGAAUAAGGACCUUGUCUUUCAAGCUGGAAGACCAGAACGAGGUAAAGGUGAAUCCCUUGACCGAGUGAAGGAGAGCGAGGAAGUAAUCAAGUUCGAGCAAAGCUUAACACAAGCAAGUUGA
Molecule: messenger RNA, 363 nt
Organism: Zea mays
Lineage: Eukaryota; Viridiplantae; Streptophyta; Magnoliopsida; Poales; Poaceae
Source: the annotation of a RefSeq genome assembly